AACGAAGAAAAGAAUUGCAACUCCAUCUUCUUCACCACCUCACUAAUCACUGAAAACCCUAGAAAUCCCUCUCUUUCUCUCUCUUACUUUCUCUCUCUUCUGAAUCUCUCUCUGAAUUUGUUGAUAAAUUCGGUGAGAGCCUCACCAGGGAAUGCAGAGAGAUGAUAAGAAAAUCGGCUUGUAACCCCCAAUUGGGAGGAGGGAGGGCAGCCAGCAAAACGCUCAAUAGCGGCCGUAAUUGCCACCGUAAACACGUCGAAGACGGUUGAAACCACCACCACCGCCGCCGCCGCCGCUGCAAUCAGAAAAUUCCGUCUCACCACCACCUAAAUCUACAUCCAAUUUUAUUUUGUUCAAGUUUUUUUUCUCAGAAGAAUGAAUAUGGCGUCGGACGAAAAAAGCGGCGCGCUGCACGGAAAGUACGAAUUGGGGAGGGUUUUAGGGCACGGCACGUUUGCGAAGGUGUACCAUGCCCGGAAUCUGCAGACGGGUAAAAGCGUGGCGAUGAAAGUCGUCGGAAAGGAGAAGGUGAUUCAGGUCGGAAUGAUGGAGCAGGUGAAGCGCGAGAUCUCCGUCAUGAAAAUGAUGCACCACCCGAACAUAGUCGAGCUCCACGAGGUGAUGGCCAGCAAAUCCAAGAUCUACUUCGCCAUGGAGUACGUCCGCGGCGGCGAGCUCUUCGCCAAAAUCGCCAAGGGCCGUCUGCGUGAGGAGCCGGCGCGUAACUACUUCCAGCAAUUAAUCUCCGCCAUCGACUUCUGCCACAGCCGCGGCGUCUACCACCGCGACCUCAAGCCGGAGAAUCUCCUCCUCGACGAGGACGGCAACCUCAAGGUGACGGAUUUCGGCCUGAGCGCACUCUCCGACCAUCUCCGGCAGGACGGACUGUUCCACACCACGUGCGGCACUCCGGCCUACGUGGCACCCGAGGUCAUCGGAAAGAAGGGCUACGACGGAGCAAAGGCGGAUAUCUGGUCAUGCGGCGUUAUCCUCUAUGUUCUCUUGGCAGGUUUCUUACCCUUUCAGGAUGACAACAUAGUCGCCAUGUAUAGGAAGAUAUACAGAGGCGAUUUCAAAUGCCCGCCUUGGUUCUCGCCGGAAUCCCGUAAAUUGAUCACGAAAAUGCUGGAUCCGAAUCCGGGGACGAGGAUCAACAUAGCGAAGAUAAUGGAUUCGUCGUGGUUCAAGAAAUCGGCAUCGAAGAAUCUCCGGAGCAAGGAGCAACAGGAGUUCACCAUGGCGGAUGAAGCCUACCUUGGCAAGUGGAAAGAAACAGAGACCAUGAACGCGUUUCACAUAAUCUCUCUCUCCGAGGGUUUCGAUCUUUCGCCGCUGUUCGAGGAGAAGAAGAGAGUCGAGAGAGAGGAGUUGAGGUUCGCCACGACCAGGCCGGCGAGCAGCGUGAUUUCGAAGCUGGAAGAGGUGGCGAAAACCAAGAAUUUCAGCAUCAAGAGAAGCGAUUCGUGUGUGAGGCUACAAGGGCAGGAGAGUGGGAGGAAGGGCAAAUUGGGAAUAAACGCUGAUAUUUUUGCGGUGGCACCUUCAUUUGUGGUGGUGGAGGUGAAAAAGUCGAGCGGCGAUACGCUCGAGUACAAUAAUUUCUGCAGUAAAGAGCUCAGGCCGGCGCUUAAAGAUAUUGUUUGGACAUCUUCAACUGUGAGUUCGACUCCUGCUUGAAUUCUUGGAUGGAUGAACAAUUGUUUUUUUAUUUUUAAAUCGAAUUUGAAGUUAGAGUUCAUUGUUUAUUAAGUAUUAUGUGAAUUAAUUUGGAGGAAAAUUAUCUGUUUUCGUUUUGUGUGAUUGAAUUAUCUGUUUCUCUAUCAGCUUUCGUCUGUUGAUGUUUGUAUUUGUUUGUGGAUGAUGAUGUGUGUGAUUAAGAUU
Erythranthe guttata (spotted monkey flower) is the source of this 1881-nucleotide messenger RNA. RefSeq names its product CBL-interacting serine/threonine-protein kinase 6. NCBI's taxonomy places the organism in Eukaryota, Viridiplantae, Streptophyta, Magnoliopsida, Lamiales, Phrymaceae. Gene Ontology annotation, molecular function: ATP binding; protein serine/threonine kinase activity. Gene Ontology annotation, biological process: signal transduction; protein phosphorylation. The record is from RefSeq and is a predicted model, not a curated record.